UCAUUUACCACUAAUCAGAUUCCGUGCACCACCUUCUUAAACAGCCUUCAUAACAAAAUGGCACCAACUUUUGAUGAUGGCAACUCUUUGUUCGAUUUUGUUGUGAAAGAUGGCAACGGAGUCAAGGGUCUGGUGGAUUCAGGAAUUACAAAAGUACCAGAAAGAUUCAUCCAACCACCAUCUGAGCGAAUUGUGAAAGUUGUCCAAAGCUCCAAAGAUCACUUCUCAGUCCCAAUUGAUUUAUCAAAGCUUGAUGGUCCCGACCAUGAUCAAGUGGUCGAGGCCAUUGUUAGAGCUGCUGAGACACUAGGGUUCUUUCAGGUGAUCAACCAUGGUGUGUCUUUCGACCUGCUGGAGUCCCUGAAAAAUGCUGCACACCGGUUUUUUGCACAGCCAGCAGAUGCUAAAGCUGUUUAUCUGAAGAGGGUCAGUCCCAGUCCCUUUGUGAAGUAUGGUACAAGCUUUGCACCCGAGCAAGAAAAGGCUCUGGAAUGGAAAGAUUUUGUUAGCAUGGUUUACACCAAUGAUGGUGAUGCACAACAGCAUUGGCCUAAAGUGUGCAAGGAAGAGGCACUUGAAUACUUGAAGUUAUCUUCUAAGAUGGUGAGAAGGCUGUUGGAAAUCUUAAUUGGAAAUCUUGGGGUGGCCCUUGAUGACUCUAGACUGGAAUCACUAACUGGCAAUAAGAUAGUCAACAUGAACUUCUAUCCAAUUUGCCCAAAUCCGGAACUGACUGUUGGUGUGGGGCGCCACUCUGAUAUGAGCAUCUUGACUGUGCUUUUGCAAGAUAAUGUUGGAGGUUUAUAUGUAAAGCUUGAAGAAGAUAUACUUGAUGGCAGAAAAGAAGAGUGGAUAGAGAUUCCACCAAUCCCAGGUGCUUUAGUUGUUAAUGCUGGGGAUUCAUUACAGAUCCUAAGCAAUGGAAGGUACAAAAGUGCUGAGCAUGGAGUGCGUACCACAAGCAAAAAAUCAAGAAUUUCUAUUCCAGUUUUCAAUCUCCCAAGGCCAACUGAGAAGAUAGGUCCUCUCCCUCAUGUUGUAGAGGUUGAUGGUGGAGCUGUCUACCGAGAAGUUAUGUUUCAAGAGUACAUGAGCAAUCAUGUUGGACAUGCUCAUGAUGGAAAGAAAUCCCUUGACUUUGUCAAAAUAAAAGCCAAUUAGAAUGAAGUAUAUGGAGCUUCUUUAAUUUUUUUUUUUUUUUUGACAAGAGAACCUACCGUCGCUACUGAAAAGUGCGCACUGGAUUGCAAUUUAUCUAACCACUGAGCUCCACCUCUCCUGAUGGAGUGGAAGGUCAGGGGUUCAUCCCUUGCCUCCCACCAAAUUAUCUGUCCCUCAUGGGUAACUCGAUUGGUCUCAGCAAGCCUCCUUAAGAUCUGGUGUCUAGUGCCCGCAAGGAUCCGAAUCCUGUGGUUAUCGUGUUCGGGGGAUGGGGGCCUCUCCUCCUGGGCUGGAGUGGGAUUAGUCAGGCCCCGUACGGAUUGACCCGAACACCCACUCCCUCAGCGAAAAAAAAAAAAAGAUUGCAAUUUAUCUUGAUUGUUGAAAGACAUUAAAAAAACCAUAUUGUGGGUUAGGUUUUAAUGUUCUCUUGUUGUACAAUUCUUCAUGCUAUGCUAGAUAGAUAGCUCUUUGGGGAACCUGAAUAAUUUGACUAGCUUUUUUUGUUAGAGGGAAAUACAGAUAUACAUUUUUUGAGUUUUAUGUGAGAAGAAUACUGGUACUACUUUGCUUUA
Messenger RNA from Coffea arabica (coffee), 1736 nucleotides. RefSeq names its product scopoletin 8-hydroxylase-like. NCBI's taxonomy places the organism in Eukaryota, Viridiplantae, Streptophyta, Magnoliopsida, Gentianales, Rubiaceae. The record is from RefSeq and is a predicted model, not a curated record.